UUUGGAAUUGUUUGCAACCAAAACAAUGCGAUGGCAGAGUACUGGAGUAAACUCCCAGUAAUCCCCGUGACUGCGUGUAGGUUAAGAUUGGGUUGUAACAGAGUAUCAGAGCGAGACGUUCCUACCUGUCAGCUAGUAAUUGUUCUGUGUGGUGACAUGAUCAGAGUGGCCUGACUUCUUCCACUUAUUACAGAUGUCCGACUUAGAUAUGUUGAGCAUCCUGCUAUGAUGUCCAUUACCAAGCCGGAACACUCCGAGGCCAACCCUCAGUGCCAGACUGGCAGCCAGCCGGUGGCUGAGCCCGAGACCCCUGCUGUUAACAAUAACAGUGGAGGCUGGCUCAGCUGGGUCUUUGGGAGUGGAAGAGUUAAUAAGAAGGGGGUUCAUCUACCUGAGGACAAAGACAGAUCUAUUGUCUGGGAUCCAACUCUGCACAGAUGGGUUAACAAAACUGAGCCCAAGGCUGAGAACAAGUGUGUACAACCACCUCCACGAAUGGGGACAUAUGGAUAUCAGGAGAACACUGGCAGUGUCCCCAAAGGAGUGAAUCCUUACUCUAUGAAAGCAAGUGAAUAUUGCUUUAGAAUACAUGUGGUUUAACCAAGACCGUGUCAGCCGAUCAUAGAUGUCCCUGGUGGUCUCCUGCUAACACCUUUCCCA
This is a messenger RNA of Oncorhynchus mykiss (rainbow trout), 660 nucleotides long. The record is from RefSeq and is a predicted model, not a curated record. NCBI's taxonomy places the organism in Eukaryota, Metazoa, Chordata, Actinopteri, Salmoniformes, Salmonidae.